This is a messenger RNA of Cuscuta europaea, 1947 nucleotides long. The record is from the annotation of a GenBank genome assembly. Lineage: Eukaryota; Viridiplantae; Streptophyta; Magnoliopsida; Solanales; Convolvulaceae.
AAAUCCAUUCAUGCCAACUGCCAACUUGGCAAGAACCCCUGAACGUCGGUGCAAGUUUUCUCCGUUGCCAAUUUUCUCGUUCUCUUGCGGAAAAUCACUCGCCACAGAUUUCAGUGCCCGCUCAUCUUACAGGUAUUCUCUAAUUCGUUUUCAAUCUUGCCUAGAUUCUCAAUCCAAAUCUUAUUACGAAGAGCUAAGGAAAUCAGAAGAUGGAUUCGCCAUCUCAGAGUUUACAGUUCUUCGUUCAGUUCCCAGACCUCAAAAUCCCUACUCGUGCUUUGGUUAUUGAAACACCGACCCCCGAUUUCACAAUAAACGACCUCAAAUCAUUCGUCUUGUCCGAAACCCUAACCCUAGAUCAAGACUCCGUCUAUUUCACCUUAAAUGGGAAACUGAUCCCAGAUUCUACCCCUGUAAAAAGUUCCCUGAUUUCUCCCCUGUCUACCUUAACCCUCCACCGUCGCCUCCUUGGUGGGGGCGGAGAUGGCGGCGCCACAGGGGCGGAAUCUCGAGACUGUUACCUCAAGAUGUAUGCUGAGAAGAAACCUGACAAAAUUGAUCAAAACGAGCGUAGAUUAUCUAAGUGGUUGAAUUGUACGUUGUCAAAUGAGCCACUUAGACACCCUGUGGUGACUGAUAAGCUAGGGAAUCUGUUUAACAAGGAGGCCUUGGUUGAAGCUUUGUUGAGGAAACAAGUACCCAAGCAGUUUUCAUACAUAAAGGGAUUGAAAGAUAUGGUCCCUAUAGAAUUAUCAUCUAUUCCGGGCAUGGAUGGUCCUGUCUUGUGUGGUGAGACUAGGUUCCAGUGUCCCAUAUCAGGGUUGGAGUUUAAUGGGAAAUAUAAAUUCUUUGCCCUUAGGACUUGCGGGCAUGUUUUCAGUUCCAAAGCUUUGAAAGAGGUCAAGUCUUCCUCUUGUUUGGUUUGUCACAAGGAAUUUAUGGAGAAUGAUAAGAUUGUGAUAAAUGGAAGUGAAGAUGAGGUUGCAGCAUUGAGAGAGAAGAUGGAGGGAGAAAGGGUAAAACUUAGAGAUGGUAAGAAGACGAAGAAGGGUAAAAAUGGGGAUUUAGCCCAUAAUGUAGAGGGUGGUGAUGUCACACGCUUGAGUGGGACCAAACAUGGUAUUGAUGAUAAGGUUGGAGAGAAGGGGAAAUUGGAACUGAACAAGAAAGUUGGUUCCAAUGGUAAAAUAGAAGUGAAGAAUGUUAUCAAUGGAAAGCGGUUCAAGGCUGUUGAUAAUGCGCCAGCUAAUGCCACCAAGGAAGUGUAUGCAUCUAUUUUCACAUCUUCCAGGAAGUCUGAUUUCAAGGAGACUUAUUCUUGUCGAUCACUGCCACUCGGAAGAAAUUGAUGAGCUGGGAGUAUCUCAGGGAUGAUGAAUAGUGUCUUUAUCUGCUUUUAUUUUCAUACCGGGAGAAGCUGGGAAUUUUCCUCCACGUGCAGUGUCUCUAGCUGCUAAACUUCCAUGAGUUUAAUUUGAUCUCAAUGACGAUGAUAUCGUGAUGGGUUUUGAUGCUUAAAAUGUUUUUGGUGUCUUCUUGGAUUGUGUUAAAGAACAAUGUGUGUUAGUUUACAUUUCACAGUCCUGAAGCAAUGGAGAUACCUACUGGAGAAACUCCAGGCCGUCAGAUGAGUAGAUCACAACCAUCUAUUGAGUAUGUGUGCUGGAUUUGCAAAUCAUUUUUUGAGGCUGAUUCUGACUGUUAGUAGAGUUCCUCAAUUUGAUGAUGUAAUAUUUCAACCCUCUUAAUUUCAAGCUUGGGAUACCAAUAAACUUCAUUAUGUCCUCGGUCGACACGGUCCCGUUCCCGGGAACUGACCAGAUCGUGACCGGCCAGUUUUAGGAUCAAGCUGUGUCUGGAAAAUAAUGUUCCAUUUAUAUAUUUUUGCAUUUGAACCAUUGUAAAGCAUUUUGAAAGGGGUGGAUACUUUUAUAAGCUGAAAAGGGG